Messenger RNA from Notothenia coriiceps (black rockcod), 724 nucleotides. It is a transcript of the gene ptrhd1, whose product is annotated as peptidyl-tRNA hydrolase domain containing 1. The transcript has 2 exons. Gene Ontology annotation, molecular function: peptidyl-tRNA hydrolase activity. Bases 200 to 580 code for a protein of 126 amino acids. The record is from RefSeq and is a predicted model, not a curated record. Lineage: Eukaryota; Metazoa; Chordata; Actinopteri; Perciformes; Nototheniidae.
UAAAAACACAUUUGACAGGAAGUAAAGCAUUGAUUUAUUCACCUGCAGCACUGCAAAUAAAUCCCACUUUUUCAUGAUCUGAAGCCCUGUUGUGGAUGUUAUAGAAGCCUCACCACUGUCAAUCUCCACAACAUUGGGUGAACCGGAAAAUAAACAGACCCUGAAUCGGUUCCUGUGCACGCUUAAAAACAAAACAAACAUGGCUGCUACAGGAGCCGGUUCUCCGGGGCGGCUGGUCCAGUAUGUGGUCGUCCGGACGGACCUGGUGCACCAGCUGUCCUGGCCCCUGGGAGCCGUGAUCACCCAGGCCUGCCACGCCGCUACGGCCGCCAUACACCUCCACUACCGGGACCCGGAGACCCAGCAGUACCUGGAGGAGCUGGACUCCAUGCACAAGGUGGUGCUGGGGGCUCCAGACGAGGCAGCCCUCUCUAAUCUAUCAGAGACUCUAACAAAGGCCGGUGUGGCCCACAAACUGUGGAUCGAACAACCAGAGAACAUCCCCACCUGCCUGGCUCUGAAGCCGUGUGCCAAAGAGACCGUCCAUCCGCUGCUGCGCAAGUUCAAACUCUUCAAAUGAGGGCCUUUUAAAGACUUUGUCCCACUACGCACUACAGAGCAUAUCAGGAUCUAAUUUCAUCUAUAAAAGGAAAACAUCUGUGCUCUUUUCCUCGGUGCUUCCAAACAUCUGUAAUGCUGAAGAUUAAAGUGGGGAAAAUAUGAA